Molecule: messenger RNA, 619 nt
Organism: Meloidogyne enterolobii
Lineage: Eukaryota; Metazoa; Nematoda; Chromadorea; Rhabditida; Meloidogynidae
Source: the annotation of a GenBank genome assembly
AUGUUGAGUGCUGAUACUUUAGCUGAUUUCUCUCAUUAUAAUACAUAUGCGUCAGCAGCGGCAAGUCUUCGCCCAAUCAUUGAUGGUCAUUCAACUGCUGCCGCUUUAGCAGCUGUAAAUAAUGCCAUAAAUGGUGGGGGAAAUGAUCAGUCUAGUCACCUAAAACGACCUAAACAAGAACCAAGAUUGGGACAAACAAGCGGAAAUAUUUUUCUGUCAGCUGGGAAUAAUUGUUCAUCUUCCUCAACACUUUAUUCCUCAGCUCCAGCGCGUCGCCGACAUAGAACAACAUUCACAGCUGAACAACUUAAUGAACUAGAUAAUACUUUCAACAAUAUUGGCCAUUAUCCAGAUAUUUAUCAGCGAGAAGAGUUGGCACGUUCCACUAAACUUAAUGAAGCUCGUAUUCAGGUAAAUAAAUUUAAAAUUUGUGUAGCACCUCAUUCAAAAUAACAGAAUAUUUAAAAAAUAUUAAAAUAUCCAGACUAACAAUUACGCAAUAUAUAUUACUGGAAUUAGUUACAAAUUUCCUUUUCCUUUUUUCAAUUCUUUUUGUUUUCCGGGUCAUUGCUUGGGCAAGUUUUUACAUAUCUAGAAUAGUUUCUUAUUAUAACUCCCU